GGCAGUCUGGCAGACCGGCCCCAAGGCGCAGCGCCUCGCCAGGGGGAGGAGAGGUGGCACGAGGGGCCGAGCGCCGCGCAAACCGCUCGCUCCUCCCGAAGAUCUCGCAAGGCAGCCGGGAGAGGAGAAGGGCAGACACCGUGCGGGGGAGCCGCGGGGAAUCCCGGGCUCUUCGGGGAGCGGAGAAACUUACUGACUCGCCUUUCCUCUUGUAGCAGGGAGCUGACAGAUGAGUCCCGGCUGCAGUAGCAGCAGGAGCAGCAGAGGCGCCCCCGGGCCCCGCCGGCUAGCGCUGCGGUCCAAGAGCCCGGGGCCAUGGCGUCUCCUCAGUGCCCAGGGAUGAGCAGGGGGCAGCAACCUCUGGCUGGCCGUGCAGCUGCCCAGGUGCCCGCGCCAGCAGCUCUGGGACGGCGAGCCGUCUCCCUGGGCCAGGAAUAAGUGUCCUGCAGCGCCCCCCGGCUUCACUCCCACACGCGCCCCCCAGCAUGGCUCUCUCGGCCCGAGUCGCUCUCCGGAUGAUGCAGGGAAAGGGCCAGGCAAUCGGCUGCCCAGCCACCCACUGACUCGCCCCCGCCUCUCUGAACAGGGCCUAUGGCCCCCCAUCGGCGCCGAGCAGCCCCGGAGUUCUCCGCUUGAGAGCAGAGAAGCAGCCGGAGCGGCUGAGACCUCGCACAGUCACUGCAGACAGGUUUUGAUCUCCUGCCAAUCUAAGUCCAUAGUGAUUACAUUGAUUUCUGUGCAGUUACUUCAGAUUUACAUGGAGGGCAGAAUAUAGAACUAUGAUAGCAACUGGUGGAGUAAUAACAGGGCUGGCAGCCUUAAAGAGGCAAGACUCUGCCAGAUCUCAGCAUCAACUAAAUCUUGCCACAUCAUCAACUUCUGAAGAGAAAAAGCCAGUCAGACGCCGGCCCAGGGCUGAUGUAGUAAUUGUCAGGGGCAAAAUCCGACUUUACUCUCCGUCAGGAUUCUUUCUUGUUUUGGGAGUGCUCAUCUCAUUCAUGGGAAUUGCAAUGGCUAUCCUUGGAUACUGGCCACAAAAGGAACAAUUUUUAAGUCCUGAAGCUAGUCUAGCCUUAAAUGAAACCCAGGUCAUAACAAACCAAGGUGGAGUUAUAUUUCGUUUCUUUGAACAACAUUUACACUCAGAUAAGAUGAAAAUGUUGGGCCCCUUUACUAUGGGCAUUGGAAUCUUUAUUUUUAUUUGUGCAAAUGCCAUCCUACAUGAAAAUCGUGACAAGGAAACAAAAAUCAUACAUAUGAGAGACCUAUACUCCACUGUAAUAGACAUGCACAGUCUGAGAAUCAAGGAACAAAAGCAGUUGAAUGGCGCUUAUACUGGUUUAUUGGGGGAAAGUGAAUUCAAGCAUAGUGGGAACUCAUGUGCAUCGCGGUUGGCUGCAAACACAAUUGCACCUUUCUCUGGCUUCAGGAGUAACUUUCGAAUAGAUAGUUCAGCUGAAGAAGAUGAAGUUGCCAUAAAUGAAGACAAGAACACUUCUAACCUUCUACCACCUUUGCUGACUGAGCAUUCUGGCUCUGUCUUUGGACUCUACCCUCACACUAGCAAAGCAAUGGAUGACAAAAACAGUAGCUCUAUAAAGUGUGAAACGAAGUCAAUUGUAUCAUCCUCCAUUAGUGCUUUCACACUGCCUGUAAUUAAACUAAAUAACUGUGUUAUUGAUGAACCUAGUAUAGACAAUAUCACUGAGGAUUCUGAGAUCACUAGAAGCCAGUCUAGAAAUUUGUCAAUGGACUCUCUAGCCAUUCCAUUAACUGAUACCAAUGAAUCCUACAAACCUGCCAGUGCAAUGCUACCCCGAAAUAAUUCAUUUGUAGAAUCUCCAUCCAGUCAGUUCAAAUCUUCUAUGACUCUUGGACCAAGCACUGGAAAACUUUUAUCACCUGGUGCUGCCAGAAAACAAUUUGGGUCCAACGCAUCUUUGCAUCUUCUGUCUGCACAUUCAAAAUCCUUGGAUUUAGAGAGGGGUCCGUCUACACUCACUGUCCAAGCUGAACAAAGAAAACACCCCAGCUGGCCCAGAUUGGAUCGAAGCAACAGUAAAGGAUACAUGAAACUAGAAAACAAAGAGGACCCAAUGGAUAGGUUACUUGUACCACAAGCCACAGUUAAAAAGGACUUUACUAAUAAGGAAAAGCUUCUUAUGAUAUCAAGAUCUCAUAAUAAUUUGAGUUUUGAACAUGAUGAGUUUUUGAGUAACAACCUAAAGCGGGGAACUUCAGAAACAAGAUUUUAAUAUUUAAAUGACAAUUUACAAGACAUCAUACAGUAUUUUUAAAAAUAUUUUGACAAGUGUUUCUUUUUCAGUGAAACUGGCACAAGCCUGUUUUUACCAAAUGCUUAUGGCACAUUCAGAUUGGCUUGUGUGAACAGAGAUCAUCAUCUCUGUAAUGCCAAGAGUUUCAUGUGUUAGUAACAUACAACUGCAAUACUGUAUAUUAUCACCAUUCAAAUAUAUGUUCGUGCCACAGGUCCCAUAUUCUCCAAUCUAUUGCUCUUUUGUUUCUAUAUAAGCACAUGACCUUUCAUUACUAAAAGUCAAGAAACCUGCAUCAGAACUGGAGCUCCCAUAAGCUUCUAGUUUGUUUUUUUUAGUGAUAGCAUCAUUGU
Messenger RNA from Terrapene triunguis (Three-toed box turtle), 2629 nucleotides. It is a transcript of the gene TMEM200A, whose product is annotated as transmembrane protein 200A. The record is from RefSeq and is a predicted model, not a curated record. The coding region runs from base 780 to 2255 and encodes 491 amino acids. Lineage: Eukaryota; Metazoa; Chordata; Testudines; Emydidae. The transcript is spliced from 4 exons.